CUUGAGCCUUCGGUGGCAGAUUUCUUUAUCUAAAGCUAUAUCUUUUACCUUACCAUACUUGCCUUGCCGGUCAUGCCAUUAUUGCCCCCUUCGCUCGCACCAAGGGCGAUAGUAUCGCUACAAUCCUCAAACUUGUCGCACACGCUCGGCUAUGGCCAGCUUACUCGCAUGGUAGCAGCUUCGGGUUUCCGACAGCGAUCAUUACGUCCCCGCGGCAUGCCGCAUUUCCGAUGCAUCAACGAGGGACGGAACGGCAAUGCCUGGCCAUCGGACACCACAAACAAACCGGGAUCUCGCGCCACCACGGCAUCGACGCCCCGGGUGCCCAUUCUGGAUCAACUAGGUGCUUCACGCCCCGUUAAGAUCACGAUCAUCAUUUGCCUCUGCAUCUUCGGCACCAUGGAGACCGUCUUCUACGCCAAAGCCGCAAUGCGCUAUUUUGACCCUCCCGAAGAGCACCAGGAUGAAGAAUCGGAUUAAAUCCUACAGAGAUGUAGACGUUCCGAGCCUUUUGAGUCAUGCUAGCGCGCGCCUUGGGAAGCAAAGAAGAGCUCUCAACCUGGGAUUUACUUGAAUGUAGCAAAAAUUGGGCGACGUAUUGGUAUCACCGGGUUCUACCUUUCUGGCCGUUUUUGAUGAUGGUUACUUUGUAUUAUAGAGUGGGUUUGGUUUUCGAGUUGGAUUGGAUGGCUUCGCAAUUCCACUCUGUCAAGAUCUCCCGGCAUGUUCCGAAAAGUCAUGGGAUGUACUUCAUUCUGUAGGGAGUACUCCGUAUAGGCGUCGGAUUGGGACAGAGCGCAACAUGUGGAGUAUGUUGCCGGGGGCCAGAUCGCAUGGUUUGGCAUGCUUGGAGAGUCCAAUCAACGAGCAUUUCGGAUCAUAAGUUCUGUUGGUGGUGAGUUGGCUAACCAACGCCAUCAUAGCAAGGUUGCCACAGGGCUACAUCCAAUAAUCCAUCAGAGCCUUUUUGCUCCCCUGAAAAGAA
Coccidioides immitis RS is the source of this 985-nucleotide messenger RNA. RefSeq lists its product as uncharacterized. The transcript has 2 exons. NCBI's taxonomy places the organism in Eukaryota, Fungi, Ascomycota, Eurotiomycetes, Onygenales, Onygenaceae. The record is from RefSeq and is a predicted model, not a curated record. Bases 73 to 480 code for a protein of 135 amino acids.